UCAGUCAUCAGCGGAUCUCUACUCUCAAAACGCUCAACGAUGCGGGCGAUGAAGCGGGGUCAAAAAUGCAUAAAGCGUUGUUCAGGGAGACGCUAGCGAUUUUUAAGAUACUUACAAUGCUUUUGUAACUUGAGAAACAGUUUAAAUAAACAAACGGACCAAAACGGGAUUCAUCCAAACACCGAAACCACAGUUUCUGAAUAUUCUUUUCCGUGAGCAGGCUACGUUAACCGACACCCGAGUUCUACAGCCUUGACGCUGUGGAAUACGACUAGGAUGACUGCUUGAUUUCCCUUUCCUAACGCGACUACCUCCACACCGGAUCUUUUCUUUCCUUUCCACACGGCCUGUCUGCGGACUCGCUAUGGUGGAUUCGAAUGCUACGAGGAAGACUUUUGUGGUCCCGGACAUAAAACCCGUGGAUCAGUAUGAUUUCACUAGAGCCAAAAUAUGCGCUAGUGUGGGCUGGCUCUUUGCUAAAUCCUACGGCAAUGCAGAGAAUGUUCCCGCGGAGCUGCGGGAUCCCUUCUACUGCGACCAGUACGAGCAGGAGCACCUAAAGCCCCCGGUCACCAGGCUCCUGCUCUCCUCCGAGCUCUACUGCCGCGCCUACAGCCUCCUGCUGGGCCAGGGCCAGGGGCAGGCGGGGACCCCAGGGGCCGAGGGGACCCCCAAAGACAACGGGGCCCUCCUGCACAUCCUCAGUAAACGCGGGCUGGCCCCCAAGGAUCACAACGUCCCAGUCACAGAUGAAGAUCUCCGACACAAGCCCAUCAAAAUGAGUGCCCACUUGGCACUGAUGGACGCGCUGAUGGCGGUGGGUGCCAUGGAGACGGUGAGCACUGCACAGACGAGAGGAGCGGAGCUGCUGGAGGCAGGAGGAGGAGGAAGCAGCGGCUGGGAGGAGCCCCUACUCCAGUGGGUCAACAGGUUGAAUCAGAAGCUGAAGGAACACACAGAGGGAGUGCUGAGUUCAGACACCAGCUCAGACCCACAGCCCGUCCAGCCCUCUUGUCCCACCCGCUGGUACUGGAAACUUGUUCCUACGCGGUACAGGAAGGAUAGACAGAAGAAGCCCUGCUUCCCGCUGGUGAACGAGGUGAAGGACUUGAGCAGCGGCUGUGCCAUCGGCGCGGUUAUCCACUACUACUGCCCGGACCUGCCUCUGGAGGAGGUGUGUCUGAAGGAGUCCAUGUCGGUGGCUGACAGCCUCUACAACCUGCAGCUGAUCCGUGAGUUCUGUGAGCGCUGUCUGCGCAGCUGCUGCCACCUGGGGCUGGAGGACCUGCUCUAUGCCCCAACCCAGCUACAGGUGAACAUCUCGAGCUUUCUGGCAGAGCUCUUAUGGUGGUUUGAGAUCCAGAAACCAGAGUUUGUUCAGCCCCUGCAGGCAAUGGAGUCGGCCGAUGGUCCAGGGAAAACUGAUGGUGGGACAUCCAGUGGGAACAGCUCUCCCUCCCUGUUCAAGAAGCCCUUUCUGCCCAUCUCCUCCCCCGUGUCACCGGUGCCAGGCUCUCUUACUCAGUCUACCUCAAUGUCUCAUGUAGAAGCUGUUGGAAGAUCGUGGACAAAGAAACCAAUCAGCCGUCCCCUGUCCGCUGUGUCCUUCAGCAUCCCCUUCGGUCUGGACAGCGACGUGGACGUCGUCAUGGGCAAGUCGGUGGGCAGCGCCAUCACCCGCUCGGUCAGCUCCGACAACCUGAACCCGACCAAUCAGGGCCUGACGCGGGCGCCCUACACCCCGCCCGAGGACCUCACAUGUCACAUGCUGGGCAAGUCGCCCGGCGCCAACGGCUCGCACCGGGCCUCCUGGGCCUCGCCCACACCCGCCGUGCCCCUGCUGGCCGAGGAGAACGGGCUGGAUGAGCUGGACGCGGAGGGGGAAGCCGAGGCGGGCGAGCUGCCCACCAUCGAGGAAGCGCUGCAGAUCAUCCACAACCAGGGCAAGAUGGAGCCGCGGCUGCACCCAGAUGGCGCGCCCGACGGCUUCUACCUGCACUCGCCGGACGAGCCGGCCAACGUGCGCCACAACGGGAGCCCUGCUGCACUGAGCUGCUCUGCCCCCUCGCGCUCGGGCGUGCUCCACCGGCCCCCGAGAGAGCCCACGCAGACCGCCGCCGCGGCGUCUUCGUCUCGUACCCGCCACACGUCGGAGGGCUCGCGCGACGAUGACUCGGUGCUGCGCGACGGCAGCGUGGACUCGGACGCCUCGGAGGACCUGCCCAGGACUGCCCACUCAACGCCGGCCACGCCGCUCUCCAAGCCCCGGCCCGGAAGCAGCGGCAGUGGGGGUGACCAGACGCCCGACAGCGGCGUCCGCAUGACCAGCUUCGCCGAAAGGAAGAAGAAGCUGCUGACCCCCACACCUCAGGAGCCUGACGCUGACCGCUCCGCUGCCGCCACCCCGACCCCGACGCCCACGUCCACCUCUAACAUGACCACGUGGGCGGCCAAGAAGACGGAGGAGAGCCCCGUGAAGAACCCGGCGCUGACCACCGAGAUGUCGGAGCUGGGCGCCCGUCUGGAGGAGAAGCGCAAGGCCAUCGAGGCACAGAAGAAGCGCAUCGAGGCCAUCUUCGCCAAGCACCGUCAGCAGCUGGGCAAGAGCGCCUUCCUGCAGCUGAAGAAGGACCGGGAGGGAGAGGGGGAGGACGGCACCAAGGGGGAGGUCAGCGCAUCCUCCACAGAGGAGGACCUGAGCCGCCUGUCGUCCUGCGCUGAGCCCCCACAGCGGCCCCUGGUGGAGCAGGACGGUAAUGCAAAAGCGCCGCCGGCCGCUAAGGAGAGGGAGGCCGGGGAGAAGGGCGCGGCGCCACUCGGCGACUACAACAACGCCGUGACCAAGCUGAACGCGGCGCUCACCUCGCUGCAGAGCGACAUGCAGCGGCUGGCGCAGCAGCAGAACCAGCUGAUGCACAAGAAGCAGACGCCCGCUGGCGGCGCCCAGGCCUGGGUCAUCCCCCCGAGUCCCAGGUCCUCCCCCGGCCAGCCCACGCCACCGCGCGUGUCUCGCGAGGCCACCCGCGAGCUCCCCUCGGCCUCGUCCUCCCCCUCACCGUCGCGGAGGCUGACCCUCCACGCCACCCCGCCCAAGUCCCCAGCAGCCCACCGCCGGGCACAGUCUGCGCCGCCCAAGAGCCCCAAGCACCACCAACAGCAGCACCACCACACGUCGCGGCCGGCUGACCUCAAGGUCCCGGUCUCCACCCGCGUCAUCGUGGCUCCCCAGAGCGUGGACAACAUCCCGCACCUGCGCCGCGUCUCGCCGUGGCAGUGCCGUGACCAGAGCUCCUUGUCUUUCAACAUCGGUCAGCCGGCCUCUGCCGCGCUCCCGCCCGCUGACGCCACGUCCACCCCUUCCCGUGGACCCACACCUACUCCCUCCGUGCUUCACAUACGCACGCCCUAUGCCCUGGACGACGACGAUGCGGCCUCGGACGUCGGCUCGGCAGUGGGGGACCACGGCGGUGUCUUCAGCCUGGAGCUGGACGGUGCCUCCACGCCGGGUGCCGCCGGACGGAGGGAUCACGCGCCGCUGACGGGAGGCAGCAGCUCUGGCGCACCAUCCGAGUGUUCGUUCGAGAGCGACGUGCCCGCUGCCGCCUUCAAUGGCAAGCGCAGCAGCCUGAUCGAGAUCUCACUGUCGGCACUGGAGGGGCCAGAGGACGAGGCUGACCAGGCCAAUGACCCCUUCUCCGACUCCAUGAGCGACCAGACCGAGCCCGAGGUCAAGCCCGGGGUCGGCUUCUUCUUCAAGCAGGACGAGGCCCGGCCGGAGGAUGAGAUGGCCCAGCGGCGCGCCGCACUGUUGGAGAAACAGCAGAAGAGAGCCGAGGAGAUAAAGAAACGCAGACUGGAGCAGGAGAGAGAGAGGGAGGCCAGCCGGUCGGCAUCAGGAGACGAGCUCCGACCGCAGACGCCAAGCACCCCUCCUCCUCCACGCAGCCCCUCGGCCGAGCGCACGCGGCAGCGGCGCGACGUCUUCACGAGGGAGGAGUACGAGCGGCGGCAUCAGCUGAAGAUCAUGGAGGACCUGGGCAAGGUGCUGCGGCAGAAGCCCACCACCGUGCGCGGCGUCAAGAAGCAGCGGCCCAAGACCGUGUUCCACGACGACUCGGCCCUCUCCCGCAGCCCUGCCAAAGGCCUUCUGGGCUCCAGGUUGAACAAAGUCUACUCUCAUUCCACUAUGAACCUGUCCUCUAUGGCUAAUGACAGUGGGACUCUGACAAUCAGGAAGUCUCCCAGUCGUUCCCACUCGCCGUCAAGGCUGAUGUCACCGGGUCGACUGUCGACCCAUAACGGAGAUCGGGACUGGGAGAACGCCUCCACCAUUUCAUCCCCUGCCUCCAUUCCAGAGUAUACAGGCCCCAAACUGUACAAGGAGCCCAGUUUCAAGUCCAACAAGUUCAUCAUCCACAACGCCAUCUCCCGCUGUUGCCUAGCAGGCAAGGUCAACGAACCUCAGAAAAACAAGAUAGUGGAGGAAAUGGAGAAGUGCAGCGCCAACCACUUCCUGAUUCUGUUCCGGGACAACAGCUGCCAGUUCCGGGCGGUCUACACCAUGAACCCGGAGACGGAAGAGAUGGUGCGGCUGACGGGCAUCGGCCCGCGCGUGGUCAGCCCCGCCAUGGUGGAAUCCAUUUUCAAGUACAGCUCCGACCGCAAGCAGUUCACCGCCAUCCCGUCCAAGACCAUGUCCAUGAGCGUGGACGCCUUCACCAUCCCCGGCCAUCUGUGGCAGAGCAAGCGCCCAGGAACCCCCAAGAAGCCCAGCACCCCCAAGUAAAGAUGUCCCUCGCCACCUGGGCUCCCCUCUAUUCAGCCCCCCUAGCACCACCCCAAAACCCCAACCCCCCCCAACUCCCCAUCCUCUGCUCCUGACAUUCUCCAAAAGGUGGAUCUCUCCUUCCUCUCUCUCUCUCUCUCUCUCUCUCUCUCUCUCUCUCUCUCUCUCUCUCUCUCUCUCUCUCUCUCUCUCUGUGAGGAAGAGGAGGGUGUGCUCGUGCUGGUGAAGGGGUGGGAAGAGGGCGGUGGUCACCUGAAGUCCUAGACAACUCGAAGAAAAAACUGUGUCAUCCCUGGCCUUUUUGUACAUGGGCUACAGCACCCCCUGCUGCUGUGCUCAGGGCAUUGCAGGCCAGGCUCACUGAGGGGCAGAAAUGCAGGCCUCGCACACAUGGGGCCACACCCAUGUAGGAACAUCCAAAAAUGAAGGCGAUGAAAUGAUUGUGCAGACGACAAAACAAAUGUCAAGAUGUCAAAUUGUUGAAUGAAAAAAAGAAGUAACCAUGUCCAAAUGCAUCCUGGGAUGGACUGGGCUGGACAUGUCUCUCUUGACUUAGUGUAAGGGCUUUGACAGGCCCUAGUUGCCAUGUCUCCUCCUGUCUUAAUCUCCACACCCUCCCUCAGCACAGGACGCUUUGAGUGGCACCAGGCUGCGGUCCACUGCCACGAUCCGGACAAGCUGGGGAGACCUCUCAUCUGUCACUUCAUCUCUUAACUCUUCCUCUUCUCUCUUUUCCCACUGAUGCUGUUUUACUGUUUCCCUCUCUGUGUCUUUGUCUCUCUUGCUGCUUCUUGUUCCCCCAUUUUAAGCCUGUGGAAGAAAUCAGCUGGGAAGAAAGAGUGCUGGUAUCCACCACCAUCUCCACCACAUUGAAAUGACCCAUGGCACUGCUCUCUACUGAAUGUACUGUGGGGCUUCCCAGCCUCCCACCCUCACACUAACGCUAAUCAACGGGCUUCUUCUGCGAUGUUGACUCCUCACUGGCCAGUCAGGAUGUGGGGGGAUACCACAGACGGCUCUUCCAUCGGGGGCGAUUUCCAGGUACUUUAGCCAUGCUGCCAUGCCUACAUAUCAGGAUAACAUGAAGGACCCAGACAAACCCCCCCCCCCCCCUUCUCUUGCUGCAGUCACCCAGUCCUCCGUGCAGAUCCGACAUUGUGUACAAUGAAGACAUCUGUGUGUGUGUGUGUGCGCACGUGUGUGUGUGUGUGUGUGUGUGUGUGUGUGUGUGUGUGUGUUUGUGUGUGAUGUUUUUCUCUCUUUUUAUCUUUCCCUCUUUAUACAAGCUGCACUUUUGACAUGUUGGUGUGACACAUGUCAAUCAUCCAAGCCUUGCUGGGCCUGAGGAGAGCAUAUCUGCCGACUAAAAAGUCAGGUUCGGAAUCAUCUUCAUGUAUUUACACGCCCUCCGUGAUCUUCAGAGUUCGUUUUUCAUCAGAAGAGAGAAACUACCCCAGGAUCUCUGUCCUAAUCAUAGUCAACACUACUGGAAAAUUAGACCAAGCUUUGUACUCUGGCAUUGACUUGACAAAGUGACGUCGGUGGACUUAAGACAAAACAACAACAAAAUCAGAAGCAGAUCGACAACGAUUUCAUAUUUACUCAUCUGAAUCCUGUUUAUUGAUGAUUGUUUUUGAUUUUGACAAUGAUUUGUAUAAAGUGAGGAGACUUUGUAAAGCUAUCAAGCUAGCCUGCUGUUUUAGUUCAAAAGGAUGUGUGAGUGUGUGGGUGUGCAUGGGUGUGGGUGAGUGAGUGUUUGAGGAAAAGGAGUGAGUGUGUGCAAGAGGGAGAGAGAGAGAGAGAGUGAGAAAGAGAAGGAGACCGAGCGAUAGAGAAAGAGAGAAACCAAGUGAAGGAACGAAUGAGUUGCUGUCGAGUCCAAAAUAAAAAAAAAAACUUGAUGAUCUUCCCUCUAUGUAGGGUGAAAUAAACCCUGUGCUGAGCGAACAAGACGUGUCCUCCAUUUUGGAAAUCAAAUCUGCUCUCAGUCACAUACACUUUUCUCAAAGGUACAUUAACAUGGAGAAACAUCCAUACAUAAGUAGGCACAGGAUUGUUAGACUGGCUCCUAUCUGGAGCCUUCACUUGACCAAGUUUGCGCCAUUGUUGUUUGUCUAACACUAGGCUGCUCUGUUUGUCCUCCGGGUUGUUGCCAUACUCUCGGGCAGUGUGUAGAAGAUUGCUUCCCAUGGUAUAUUACGCUAUAGCUGACCUGAUCUGUCAGUGUUUGCCUGACAGUCAACCCUCACCUCACGAGAGUAGAGCUGAUUCAGACACAAUUAUGUCCUGUGUGUCAGGAAUGAAAAAAACAAAACAAAACAAAAACACAGAAUCAAACACUGCCUCCAACCACUUUGUUGUUUAUAGAAGCGACACGAUGAGAUGUUAAUAUUUUUCUAAAACACUAUGUGCAAAAUGUCACCAUUUAAUGGUUUGGGAUGGGUGAGUUUGUAAAGUCAGAUGAAUGGUGUGGAGUGAUUGCUCUGAGUGUGUGUGUGUGUGUGUGUUUGUGUGUGUGCUCUGUCACAUCAGAGUGUGAAGGUGAUUUAUAACUGGAUUCUGUGCAAUUUUCCUGUAGUUUGUCACCCUGGGUUGUAUUUAUUGGGUAGGGAGUAGCAUAAUCUGUUUUUUUAAUGUUUAGUUUCAGAUAUUAUUUAUGUUCUGGUUUAGGUGGAGAUUUACAUUCAUUCAUUUAUUUGUUCAUUUCACAUUUAUCAUCUCCUGACACCGUCAGUGUCUUCACUGCCUCUUAUGUUGUUGCCAUGUCAGUGUCUGUAGUGAUAUCUAUUUUUUGUUUAAAUUGUUCAUGAUUACAAAAAUUAUCCCAGGUGACUGGAUCAAAAGAAUAAAUAAUUUUUUAAUCACC
Molecule: messenger RNA, 7652 nt
Organism: Alosa sapidissima (American shad)
Lineage: Eukaryota; Metazoa; Chordata; Actinopteri; Clupeiformes; Clupeidae
Gene: camsap3
Product: calmodulin regulated spectrin-associated protein family, member 3
Exons: 18
Coding region: 365-4786 (1473 amino acids)
Biological process (GO): neuron projection development; cytoplasmic microtubule organization; negative regulation of microtubule depolymerization
Cellular component (GO): microtubule minus-end
Molecular function (GO): spectrin binding; microtubule minus-end binding; calmodulin binding
Source: RefSeq, a predicted model, not a curated record